AUGGCUAGGCAGAAGACAGCAGUCCCAAGGAAGAAAAGUGGUAAUGCUCCUGAUUCAUCUGCAAGGAAGCCUCACCGAUUUAGACCAGGAACUGUUGUCCUUAGAGAGAUAAGACGAUACCAGAAGAGUUUUGAACUGCUCAUCCCAGCGCUUCCAUUUGCUAGACUUGUGAGGGAGGUGACGGCACAUUAUACACUAGAGGUGAAUCGAUGGACUGCUGAAGCUUUAGUAGCUUUGCAAGAGGCAGCUGAGGACUAUAUUGUCCAUCUGUUUGAGGACACAAACUUGUGUGCCAUUCAUGCCAAGCGUGUAACAAUAAUGCCGAAAGACUUGCAUCUUGCAAGACGCCUUCGUGGUGUGCACCGUGACAGGCCUUGGUGA
Messenger RNA from Cryptomeria japonica (Japanese cedar), 381 nucleotides. Its product is annotated as histone H3.3. Gene Ontology annotation, cellular component: nucleosome. Lineage: Eukaryota; Viridiplantae; Streptophyta; Pinopsida; Cupressales; Cupressaceae. Gene Ontology annotation, molecular function: protein heterodimerization activity; DNA binding; structural constituent of chromatin. The coding region runs from base 1 to 381 and encodes 126 amino acids. The transcript has a single exon. The record is from RefSeq and is a predicted model, not a curated record.